Messenger RNA from Candoia aspera, 5712 nucleotides. Its product is annotated as voltage-dependent N-type calcium channel subunit alpha-1B-like. The transcript has 30 exons. Bases 75 to 4889 code for a protein of 1604 amino acids. Lineage: Eukaryota; Metazoa; Chordata; Lepidosauria; Squamata; Candoiidae. Gene Ontology annotation, cellular component: neuronal cell body; membrane; voltage-gated calcium channel complex. Gene Ontology annotation, molecular function: high voltage-gated calcium channel activity. The record is from RefSeq and is a predicted model, not a curated record. Gene Ontology annotation, biological process: calcium ion import across plasma membrane; chemical synaptic transmission.
UCCUGAAUGUCUUCUUGGCCAUUGCUGUGGAUAACCUUGCCAAUGCACAAGAGUUGACCAAGGAUGAAGAGGAAAUGGAAGAAGCUACCAACCAAAAACUUGCCUUGCAGAAGGCCAAGGAGGUUGCAGAUGUUAGUCCCCUGUCAGCUGCUAACAUUUCUAUUGCAGCCAAACAGCAGAAUUCCUCCAAAUCUAAAUCAGUGUGGGAACAGAGGACCAGCCAGCUCCGAAUGUAUAACUUCAGGACCAGCUGUGAAGCCUUGUACAAUGAGCUGGACCCAGAGGACAGGGUUCGCUAUGCUACCAACCUCCACAUCCGCCCCGACAUGAAGACUCACCUGGAUCGGCCUCUGGUAGUUGAGCCAAGGAGCGAAGGCCGUAGCAGCAACAUCAACCCAGCGAGCCCUGUGGAGGGGCAGGAGGCCUUGGACCAGGUGAGAGCCCCCCCAUCUGAGAACAAUGAGGCUCUGCGGAAGCACCACCGGCAUCGUGAGAAGGAGAAGAUGGGAGAGAUGGAAAAAAGCGGUGCAGUCAAGGAAGAGAAUGGCGAACUGGGUGGCAACCAUAUGGAGGAGCGUCACCGGCCACACCGGAGUGGCAGCAAAGAGGGAGGCGAGGGGGGAAGGAAGGAAGGGAAAAGUGAACGCAACCGAAGCCAGGACGGAGGCAGGCAUCACCACCACUGUGGGUCAGUGGAGGAAGGCGCUGAGAGGGAACAUCGGCGCCACCGCAGUCAUCGGCAUCCGGCUGAGCGGCAAGCCAAAGAGGGCAACGGAACUGCCAACGGGGCCAAGACUGAACGACGCUCACGUCACCGGGGAGGGUCCCGGCUGGGCAAUCGAGAAGGGGACCCGGGCUCCAAAGGGGAGGGCGGUGAGGAGCCCCACAGACGGCAUAAGAUACGGCACAAGGCACUCUCCACUUAUGAGUCCGUGGACAAGGAAAAUGGAGAGAAAGAGGGAGAACUAGGAAAAAAGGAAUCGAGGAAUCUCCAGCCAAGGGAAAGCCAAUGUGACACAGAGGCAGGCAUGAGUGUAACUGUUGCGCCUUUGCACACCUUGCCCAGCACCUGUCUGCAGAGGGUGCCUGAGCAGCCAGAGGAUGCUGACAACCAGAAGAAUGUGACCCGCAUGGGUCAACCAUCUCUGGACAAGACUGCCCCUGUGAGCAUCCCUGUCACUGUCACUGCUCCUCUGGGGGAAGCCUCCGUCAUACCAAUGAACAAUGUUGAAUUUGAAGCCAAAAUGGAAGAGAAAAAAGACAUAGACGCUGACGAUGACUUGGCCAACAGUGGACCAAAACCGAUCCUUCCGUACAGCUCCAUGUUCAUCUUAAGCCCAACCAACCCAAUCCGGCGCCUCUGCCACUACAUUGUCAACAUGCGUUACUUUGAGAUGGUCAUCCUCUUCGUUAUUGCACUCAGCAGCAUCGCACUUGCGGCUGAAGACCCUGUUCGAGCGGACUCACCCAGAAAUGAGGCUCUCAAGUACCUGGAUUAUAUAUUUACAGGGGUCUUUACCUUUGAGAUGGUGAUCAAGAUGAUUGACUUGGGACUUCUGCUGCAUCCUGGUUCAUAUUUCCGGGAUCUUUGGAACAUCCUCGACUUCAUUGUGGUCAGUGGAGCUCUUGUGGCGUUUGCCUUUUCAGGGAACAAAGGGAAGGAUAUUAACACCAUUAAGUCCCUUCGGGUUCUACGGGUCCUUCGGCCACUGAAAACCAUCAAACGGCUACCAAAAUUGAAGGCUGUCUUUGACUGCGUGGUGAAUUCUCUGAAGAACGUUCUCAACAUCCUCAUUGUCUACAUGCUCUUCAUGUUCAUAUUUGCAGUCAUUGCCGUACAGCUUUUCAAAGGGCGGUUUUUCUACUGCACAGAUGAAUCAAAGGACUUGGAGAAAGACUGCAGAGGCCAGUAUCUGGCUUACGAGAAGGAUGAGGUGGAAGCUCAGCCCAGACAGUGGAAGAAGUACGAUUUUCACUAUGACAACGUCCUCUGGGCUCUGUUGACCCUCUUCACGGUCUCCACCGGAGAAGGAUGGCCAACUGUUUUGAAGCACUCUGUUGAUGCGACGUAUGAAAACCAAGGCCCAAGUCCUGGGUACCGGAUGGAGAUGUCUAUCUUUUAUGUGGUCUAUUUUGUUGUCUUCCCAUUUUUCUUUGUGAAUAUCUUUGUAGCUUUAAUCAUCAUCACCUUCCAGGAGCAGGGUGACAAAGUGAUGUCUGAAUGCAGCCUUGAGAAAAAUGAGAGAGCCUGCAUAGACUUUGCCAUCAGUGCCAAGCCUCUGACCCGCUAUAUGCCCCAAAACAAACAGUCAUUCCAGUACAGGAUGUGGAAAUUUGUGGUGUCCCUUCCUUUUGAGUACUUUAUCAUGGUCAUGAUCGCACUGAAUACCAUUGUGCUUAUGAUGAAGUUCUAUGGUGCCCCUGAACCCUAUGAGGAUAUGCUGAAAUGCCUCAAUAUUGUAUUCACGUCCAUGUUUUCACUGGAAUGUGUCUUGAAGAUCAUCGCGUUUGGUGCAUUGAAUUAUUUUCGUGAUGCCUGGAACAUUUUUGAUUUUGUCACAGUCUUGGGAAGUAUUACUGAUAUUUUAGUAACGGAGAUUGCGGAUAAUUUCAUCAACCUGAGCUUCCUCCGACUCUUCCGGGCAGCACGGCUUAUCAAGCUUCUCCGUCAGGGCUAUACCAUACGGAUUCUGCUGUGGACCUUUGUCCAGUCCUUCAAGGCCUUGCCAUAUGUGUGCCUCCUCAUUGCCAUGCUGUUCUUCAUCUAUGCCAUAAUUGGCAUGCAGGUCUUUGGAAACAUUGCUUUGAAUGAUGACAGCUCCAUUAACCGUCACAAUAACUUCCAAACGUUUCUGCAAGCACUAAUGCUGCUUUUCCGGAGUGCUACUGGGGAAGCCUGGCAUGAAAUCAUGCUCGCAUGCCUCAGCAAUCAGCCAUGUGAUGAGCAUUCAAACCUCAGCAGAAAUGAAUGUGGCAGUGACUUUGCUUACUUCUACUUUGUCUCCUUCAUCUUCCUCUGCUCCUUUCUGAUGUUGAACCUGUUUGUGGCUGUAAUCAUGGACAACUUUGAGUACUUGACACGAGAUUCUUCCAUCCUAGGACCCCAUCAUCUGGAUGAGUUCAUUCGAGUUUGGGCAGAGUAUGACCCAGCUGCUUGUUGCCGGAUACAUUAUAAGGAUAUGUACAAUUUAUUCCGAGCUAUUGCCCCUCCCCUGGGCUUAGGAAAGAAGUGCCCUCAUAGAGUGGCAUACAAGCGCUUAGUCAGGAUGAACAUGCCCAUCUCAAAUGAUGAUUUAAGCGUCCACUUCACAUCAACACUAAUGGCCUUGAUCCGGACAGCCCUGGACAUCAAGCUUGCAUCAGGCAUACUGCAACACCAGUGUGAUGCUGAGCUACGGAAGGAGAUCUCACUGGUUUGGCCCAAUCUAUCCCCCAAAGCCUUGGAUCUGUUAGUGCCACCUCAUAAACCUGAAGCAAUGACAGUGGGGAAGGUCUAUGCAGCCUUGAUGAUAUUUGAUUUCUACAAACAAAACAAAAACACCCGAGACCCUUCUCAGUCAGGGCCUGGAGGUCUCUGUCAGACCGGGACUGUUUCCCUUUUCCAUCCUUUGAAAGCAGCACUGGAGCAAAGCCAGCCAGCGUUCCCCAAACCUUUUCUGCAUCAAAAGAGCUCUGCAUCACUCAACAAUGGGGGCGCCUUACCAAUGCCAGAGGGAGGAGGCAUCAAGGAAUCUGUUUCCUGGGGGACCCAACGCACCCAGAGCAUGUUUUAUGAAACUAGGACACCAGCAUUUGAACGGGGCCAUUCAGAGGAAAUUUCCGUCCAGCAGGUGGUAGAAAUGCAAGAAAUCAGCCCAACUUUAGCCAAUGGUGAACAUCAGCCAGGACUGGAGAGCCAAGGCCGAGCUGCUUCCAUGCCUCGCCUGGCAGCUGAAACUCAGCCCAUUCCGGACACCAGCCCCAUGAAGCGAUCUGUCUCCACGCUGAACCCACAGCGCCCCCAUGCCACACACCUCUAUGAACAUUCCCGGACAGCCGAACACACCCACCACCAUCACCACCAUCGUUGCCACCGGCGGAGAGAGAAGAAGCAGCAGAAGUCAAUUGAUAAGCCACCCAACCACUUAGUUGAGGAUGAGGCUCCUGCAGGGGAAGGCGUGUCCAAGCCCAAAAAGCAGGAGCGGGGCCGGUCCCAGGAACGGAAGCUCCAUUCUUCCUCCUCCUCCGAAAAGCAACGCUUUUAUUCCUGUGAUCGCUAUGGGAGUCGAGAUCGUUCCCAGCCCAAGUCACCUGAAUGCAGUAGACCCCCAUCCCCCAGCGGAGGGCAGGAACAUGGGACACAGAAACAGGGCAGUGGUUCAGUUAAUGGGAGCCCCCUGCUGUUGACCUCUGGUGCUAGCACCCCGUGCCGUGGUCGGAGGCAGUUGCCGCAAACCCCGCUGACUCCGCGCCCCAGCAUUACCUACAAGACUGCCAACUCCUCGCCUGUGCAUUUCUCUGGGUUCCAGACUGGCCUGCCCACCUUCUCCCCGGGACGCUUGAGCCGGGGUCUCUCUGAGCACAAUGCUUUGCUGCAUGGCGACUCCCAGGGGCCCUCACAGACCCUGGUGGCACGGAUUGGUUCGGACCCUUACCUGGGACACCGAGAAGAGAGUGACAGUCCAUACCACAUGAUGCCUGAGGACACGCUCACAUUUGAGGAGGCGGUGGCUACCAAUUCAGGGAGAUCCUCCCGGACUUCUUAUGUCUCCUCUUUAACUUCCCAGUCCCACCAAAUUCGCCGAGUUCCCAAUGGGUACCACUAUGUCUUGGGACUAAGUGCUGGCCCUGGCACCAGCACCAGGGCACGUAGCUAUUACCACGAGCGAGAGGAAGACGAUUGGUGCUAGCAGGAAAAGAACCAAGUUGCACGCUGGAGGUUGAUGAGUUUUAUCAUCCAGGGAACCGCCAUGUUUGCGUGCAUGUAUUUGUAUCCAGCCCUGUGGCAUCGAGGCUGGUGGGGCAAUGAAGAUACAAGCAGCUGCCUCCCUGUGGAACACCCCUGCCAAGGUUGUACUGGGUGCAUGCACAAGAUCAUUGGAAGCGAUGCCUGAUCUCUCUGUUCUUGGUUUCUUCCUUUGCACUAGAGAGCUAUUGAUCAAUCAGGAAAGGCGUUGGUUUGGAUGGUCUGAGUGGGGCAAAUUUGCUUCUGUUCUGCUCCCUGCUGCCAUGUCACAGGAGAGUUCACCUCCCCCCAGAUUACAAAACUGUAACAAAAGGCCAGGGAGAAAACCCUAACCUUUAGAAAACCCUAACCUUUAAGGACUGGAAUCUGCACAGUUUGGGAUGACCAGGUGGGGAAGAAAAAACAAAUGCUGUUGUACAAAGAAACAACCUAUAUUUUAUUGUGCCCACAUUUUAAGAAGGGAAUUUAUCCAACUGGAUCUCAACCCUUGGCCAACGGCGACGCUUUUAAACCGAGCCAUUUAUGGAAACUUCCAGUUGAUCAAGGCACCCUAUGGCCAUGCCCAACUUCUUGGUCCAUCCUUUUGUCUCCACAUUCUGGGUCCUUCCCACCAGCGUUUUGGAAAAGCCCUUCAGGAGAGGAGCAGUUUUGGCAAGGGCAACUUCUCCAAUCUUGUUCUUGCUACUGAACUUUUCUCCUCUGACAAGACAGAUGGUGGCCCCUUUCUUAAUUUUCAUCUUGUUUACAAAUCUGAGCUUGCGAGGGGA